Messenger RNA from Struthio camelus australis, 4249 nucleotides. NCBI's taxonomy places the organism in Eukaryota, Metazoa, Chordata, Aves, Struthioniformes, Struthionidae. The record is from RefSeq and is a predicted model, not a curated record.
UUUUUUCUUUUCUUUUGCAGGUGUACCUGUAACUCAUGCCUUCCCGGUGCUCUUAGCUUUCCUCCUCCUGUUCACAGAAAGCCCCCUUUUUCCUUGAGACGCUAGAAUACAGUGCCGACAAAGUUAAAGCUGUGUAGAUGUUAAGAAAGGUUUUGGGGCUGGCCUGUAGGCUGACUUGUCCUGAUACACAGCUUCAGAUACCCGUUAUGGCUUCGUCAUCAACACCUAAAUAUAAUUCAAAUUCUUUGGAGAGCUCCUCAAUUAAAAGGACUCUGAAAGAUGGAACUAACUGGGAACAAAAUGAGGAAAUACCUCGUCUGCCAGGAGAAACUAGAGUUACAGACAAAGAUGUUAUUUAUAUGUGUCCAUUCAAUGGCCCUGUUAAAGGACGAGUGUACAUCACAAACUACAGACUGUACCUAAGAAGCGUGGAAACUGACCCGGUUGUGGUAUUGAAUGUUCCUUUGGGUGUAAUUUCAAGGAUUGAAAAAAUGGGAGGAGCUUCAAGCAGAGGAGAGAAUUCUUAUGGAUUAGAUAUAACUUGUAAAGAUAUGAGAAACUUACGGUUUGCGUUAAAACAAGAGGGUCACAGUAGAAGAGAUAUAUUUGAAGUCCUCACAAAACAUGCUUUUCCCCAGUCACACAACUUGCCUUUUUUUGCUUUUGCAAAUGAAGAAAAGUUUUCCGAAAAUGGAUGGAUGGUGUACAAUCCAAUGUGCGAAUACAGGAGACAAGGACUGCCCAAUGAACGAUGGCGAGUAACUUUCAUUAAUGAACAUUAUGGACUCUGUGACACGUAUCCAUCGCUCUUAGUAGUGCCAUAUAACGCAACAGAUGACGACCUCAAGAAAGUUGCUGCCUUUAGAUCCCGAAAUAGAAUCCCGGUUUUGUCAUGGAUUCAUCCAGAGAAUCAAGCUGUUAUUAUGCGCUGCAGUCAGCCCCUUGUUGGAAUGAGCGGCAAACGGAAUAAAGAUGAUGAAAAAUAUCUUGAUAUCAUCAGGGAAGCUAAUGGGCAAAUAUCAAAACUGACCAUCUAUGAUGCUAGGCCCAAUGUCAAUGCAGUGGCCAACAAGGCAACUGGUGGAGGAUAUGAAAGUGAAGAUGCAUAUCCCAAUGCAGAACUCUUCUUCUUGGACAUUCAUAAUAUUCAUGUCAUGCGGGAAUCUUUAAAGAAGUUGAAGGACAUUGUUUAUCCUAAUGUGGAAGAAUCACACUGGUUGUCUAGUUUGGAAUCAACCCAUUGGUUAGAACAUAUAAAGCUUGUCUUGACAGGAGCUAUUCAAGUGGCAGACAAGGUAUCCUCAGGAAGGAGCUCUGUGUUAGUUCACUGUAGUGACGGUUGGGACCGGACAGCACAGCUAACGUCACUGGCCAUGCUGAUGCUAGACAGCUACUACAGAACAAUUGAAGGUUUUGAAGUUCUGGUGCAAAAGGAGUGGAUAAGCUUUGGACACAAGUUUGCAUCGAGAAUAGGCCAUGGUGAUAAAAAUCAUGCUGAUGCAGACAGAUCGCCCAUCUUUCUCCAGUAUAUUGACUGUGUGUGGCAGAUGUCUAAACAGUUUCCUACAGCCUUUGAAUUCAAUGAGCAGUUCUUGAUUACAAUCCUGGAUCACUUGUACAGCUGCCGGUUUGGUACUUUCUUGUACAACAGUGAAUCUGUUAGAGAAAAAGAGAAAGUGACUGAGAAAACAUUGUCAUUGUGGUCUUUGAUAAACAGUGAAAAAUCUAAAUUCACCAAUCCUUUUUAUACUAAAGAGCUAAAUCGAGCACUCUAUCCAGUAGCCAGUAUGCGUCACCUAGAACUUUGGGUCAAUUAUUACAUCAGAUGGAACCCAAGAAUUCGGCAACAACAGCCAAAUCCAGUGGAGCAGCGUUACAUGGAGCUCCUUGCGUUACGUGAUGAUUAUAUGAGGAGACUUGAAGAACUACAGAUCACAAAUAAUUCUAAAAUACCCAAUUCAUCAGCCUCAUCAGCAUCUUCCUCGCAAAUGAUGUCCCAAGUACAAACACAUUUUUGAAGAAAAUGUUGGCUUCUUUCUACAGUGUAAUAGCAAGAGAGGUGAUUAACAAGGAGGCGUAGUAUAAAGACAAAUGUUUUAAUGCCUUACAUUGGAUUGUGACAUUGGAUUGUGUCCUAACACAAAAUAUUUUAGACUGCCUUCAUUUAAGGAGGACUUAAAAACACACAAAACCAACUCUUUAAAUAUGUGCCUUUCGGAACCUGUGGAUUGGGAAUGUUAAUAACCAACUUCUAGUUAUGGAGUGCUUAGACUUAUUUUGGAAAGUCUGGUACAAUUAAAAUGAAAUUGAUUUAUUGUUUUUUCUAAGAAUGCUUUAGUUUAUGACACUUAGGUCAUAUUCCUGUAAGGAAAUUCAUGCUUGAUCUUACAUGUUGUGAAUAAACAUGCUAAUGUCAAUAGGAAUAUUCACAUUGUGUAAAAUUAGGUAUGUGUGUAAUCCUUUUAGGAAUAAGACUGUGGCCUUGAGACAAAAAUAAUUUAUAUCUUAAGAUUUCAAACGGAAGUGUUGAAAUGUUCUAGUUACCUGAGGAUCCCAAUUUCUGUUUUAAAUGAAAACGUGGAAGGAAUUUCUCUAUACUUCUAAGUAAACAGUUCAGAUUGCUCAGUAGGUAUCAAUCCAAGAAAAAUCUAAUUUUUAUUUUUUAAACAUGCAGAUUGAACUGGAUUCUGAGAAGUCAUAUUUUGGUUAACUGCUGAGCCUUACAGUAUACUACAGAUUAUCAGUGUUGGCUGUAUUGGUUCUGUGGAUUCUUACAGAAUAAGAAUGGUUUCCUAAAAAAGCUUAUAUAAUUUAAAAAAGACCCACAGGGACGUUGCUUAAAUAUCCAACAAGAGCAAUUGUCUUAAAGCUUGUGUAUGGCUUCUAAAACUAAAUGUGCCUAUUUAGAGCAGCUUUUAUACCAAAGUAGGCAAAAAUUCUCGGUUACAAAUACUGUUAAACUUAUAAAUAUAUAGCUUACUGUUUAAUGUAUAUUUAGCUUUGGUUAAUGAAUUUAUUCUUAAGUAUUUAAAGGGACUUCAGUAUACAGGAUUUGCAUAUAGUAUGUGCACUUACAUUGAAUCUUUCAGUGAAUUCUGGCUUGAAGCCUUCAUUUCAGAGGCUUCUUGUAAACCUUUCUAAUUUGCUCCUUUCAGGUAUUUUUAAUAGUUGCAAGCACUUAUGACUGCACAAACCUUGCUACUUGAUAUGUAAUUAAUGUUUUGCAUAUUCUCAGAAUUUUAAUGAUAGUCAGGCAAUCCAGGAAAUCUUGCCAUUCAGAAUAUGUAGAGGACUCUAAUAUUGUUAUUUUAAAGGAAAGGUUUUGAUGCUUGAGGCUUCGAUCAUUGUAAAUUAUUGUACAUGUGAGUUUUGAUCUGCAAAAUAUAAUAGGAUUAUGUAUAAAUUUAAGUUUUGUGCAAGUGUAUAUAUAAUAUAGUUUAUUAGAAAUUCUCCAGGUUUAUGAAGUGUAAAUAUUUUGCUUAUGAAACUAAAUUUAAAGCUAUAGUUCCAUAAAGUAAGUCAAAGUUUAGAGGACACCUGAAUAUUUUUAGAAACAGUAUUUUUUCAAAGAAAUAGAUUUACCACCUCUUUAAUUCAGUAUAUACACUGAAUUGCACUAUUUUUUCAGGGACGUUCAGAAGAUACUGCGUGUGUGUUUUCUAAAUGCACAUGACUUAUACACACUUAUUUUUGUCCUCUAAAUCUCGUUCUCCCUUGGAUGUUUUUCAGUGUUUCCAAAGUAACAGCAUUUAAUCUUGUAAUCCCAAAAUCUUGGUAUGUUAAAUGGGAUGCGUUGCAUCUGAUGAAGAAUGAUACUCAAUUGAUAAUGGUAAACUUUAACUUUACUACGUUUUGAAAACGGCAUACUCUGGUAUAUUUGCCUUCCACUUGCUUCUGGCCUAUAAAAAGGAAAAAAAAAAGCUAAUUUUAUUGAAAUAUUUGAAGUUUCUGUAUCUCAGUUGAGUGCACUGAUGUCAUCUCUGAGCAGUAUGGAGGAGUGCAGAAAAUCUAACAGUUUUUACUGUGUAAAUGCUACCUGAUAGCCCAUUGCAUUUGUGAAAGUGUAACAUUUGAAAGGAUUUUUUUUUCCCCACUUCAUUGCCUAUAUACUGUUCUUCAUAUUACCGGUUCAGCUGAAUUUCAUUCUUUGAAAAUCUAACAUAGCUAUGUGUGCGCUUGGAUUUUUUCAAGUCAAUGAAUAAAAUAUUUGUUUUAAUCCUAUUAAAAAUUGUGAUAUUAAUUAGAAAAA